Messenger RNA from Petromyzon marinus (sea lamprey), 2111 nucleotides. The record is from RefSeq and is a predicted model, not a curated record. Lineage: Eukaryota; Metazoa; Chordata; Hyperoartia; Petromyzontiformes; Petromyzontidae.
UCGGCCGAUCGUGUUGUUUUUUUACUUUGUAGUUUGUAUGCGCUUGUUGUGUGUUGAGGUCAUGCAACAGAGGUGAGGGACCGACAGCCAACUGGUCAGACACAGCCCGUGACUUCAUUUCAUGCAGUCCACGACCACACGAGGCCUGACUACUGUGGAACAGUCUACAAACUAUAUUGAUCUGUCACUACAAGCAACAAAACUGUACUAAUCUCCUACGAGAGAACCAUAUUAUUGAUUUGUUCGACACCGUGUUUCUAAUGUUUAGCUUGCUUCUUUCACUGCAUUUUAUUCGCACUACUUGGGUACUAGAGGGGACGAUUUUACGCCUGACAGCACUGUUUCUGACACUUCUGUCACCGCAAGGGGCCUCUUCCAUUGACAGCAGUGAACCGAGGUGUGCGUCAAUAACACUGCCCCCGUCAGAUGUAUUUAAAAGUUCCAUUCGGCUCUCGGUUAAGGAAAAAAGGUUCUCCCCCCUCGGUAAUGCUCCAAACACUCAACGCGACUCAAGUGAACCAAAUUCACGAGCUGCCGCCUGCGAGCCGGACGCGUGAACGCGCGUGCCGUGCCUCGUGAAGCUGCGGUGAGCUCUGGUUCGGCAGAUAGCGCCGCGAUUAAGGGGAAACUCGUGGCCCAAAACUUCCCGUCUGCUGCCGUGCGAGCGCGCGGGUGUCCCCGCCCGGGCACUGUCGUCACGGCGCAGAUGACACAUUCAGGCUACGGUCGCUCUUUCUGCAGCAAAGCGAAUAACAUAAACUUGUUCGCCGUCGCAACCCUUCGGUGUAAUAAGAGAGACCAUGGCCACGAGUUUGAACGUGUCGGAUCUCAUGAAAGAUCUACAACUUGAUGAAGACUGCGAUCUGGACGAAAAUGAGACGACACUGGUGAUACAGCCCAACGCGUAUCGAGAUGAACAGUUUCUCCAGCUGUCUGAGGUUCUGCUGGACUGGGUGAACUGCACUCUGCGAGAGGAGAACGUUAAAGUCCGCUCCGUCAAGGACGACUUCUUCGAUGGGCUGGUGCUCCAGCAUCUCCUGGAAAAGCUGGGCCGCGUGAAGCUCGCCGUGCCGGAGAUUGCGCUCUCCGAGGAAAUCCAGACCCACAAACUCAACCUCAUCCUGCAGAACCUCGACGAGCAGCUUUGUGCCCAGGAUCCAAGCAAAGUCAAGUGGACCGUCAAGUCGAUCCACAGCAAGAACACCCUCGCCACGAUGCACCUGCUCAUUCGCAUGGUUCAACAUUUCUCCCCCAAAGUCCUCCUGCCCCACGGAGUCUCGGUCAAAGCCUACCUGCUGGAGAAAGGGAAAAACACACUGAAGGCCGAGCAGGUUAUGGAAGAGCUGACUCCAAAUCAAUUGCAAGUUGAGAGAGGGUGUCAGAGCAGCGACAAUCCCAUCGACGUCAUUUUCAGAGUCUCGCCGGAAAAAGUGCCUCAGGUUGAACAGAUGCUGCUCGCCUUCGCAAACGGUCACCUAGCCGGGCUGCAUCUCGACAUCACAGAUCUCGUCACUCAGUUUGCAGAUGGAGUGAUGCUGGUGCUGCUGCUUGGCCAGCUGAGCGGGUACUUUGUCCCUCUCCACAGCUACUACCUGAGCCCUGAGUCAAGAGAGCAAAAGGUGCACAACGUGAAACUGGCACUGGAACUCAUGGAAGACGACGGGAACCCAAUGUCACCCGUUCAGCCGGAAGCGAGCCGUCACGAGCGAGUCUCUCCCUACAGAGAUCGUGGACGUUGAUGCCAAAGCCGCCAUGAAGAUUCUCUACAUUCUCUACAACAAGCACAAGGCAUCGAGCAUCGCUUCUCAACCCCAGUCCUCGUGACUCCUCCCGCAGCCACGGCGCUCUUUCGUGAUCACCUAAUUAAGUCGCCUACUAGCUGCACGUACCUGAUGUUUGGUAAUCGCGAAAUGUGGUUUAGGAGAUUCAGUGGCCGGAGUUACCGGGGCGUCUAAAUGCCAUCACCCAGACACACCGGUGGAGGAUAGGUGCUUGGACCCAUCAUCUGGUGGUGUGCUUGUGUAGUUGUGUGUGUGCUUGUGUGGAGAGCGGUAGUGUAGCAGUUAGCGUGAUGUGCUACGAACUUGGCGACCCGGGUUCCCGCUCACGGC